Cynoglossus semilaevis (tongue sole) is the source of this 2895-nucleotide messenger RNA. Its product is annotated as ephrin-A5-like. Gene Ontology annotation, biological process: regulation of cell-cell adhesion; axon guidance; regulation of actin cytoskeleton organization. Gene Ontology annotation, molecular function: ephrin receptor binding. The coding region runs from base 869 to 1564 and encodes 231 amino acids. The transcript has 5 exons. The record is from RefSeq and is a predicted model, not a curated record. NCBI's taxonomy places the organism in Eukaryota, Metazoa, Chordata, Actinopteri, Pleuronectiformes, Cynoglossidae. Gene Ontology annotation, cellular component: external side of plasma membrane; plasma membrane.
GAGAGAGAAAGAGCAGAGUAGGGGGGUGGAUGAGGAGGUGUGUUCUGGAGGAGCAUGGCCGCAGAAGCCGCUGUUGACUCCCGUCAUUUACUCCACGCUGUUUCGUUUUCUUCUCUAAUAACCGUCGCUCUCUCGUAGCUUUUUUUGUCCUGACGCUGUUUCAAGUCACAGGGACUUGAAUAUUUCCUGCCCGGCGGAGGUUGGUGGCGCAUUCAGGCACAGCGGAGCAACGUUUUCCUGCGGUGUUCUACACGCGGUUGUUGAACUGGAGCUGCUGGAGCUGGAGCCGAGGGAGCGCAACCCGGGCAGCUGUGGGUCACAGUCGGGAGUUUUGCGUUGUUGUGAGAAGGAAGGGGGGAGGAAGUGAGCCGGUGACAGGGACUCGGUUUCUCUGGAACAUUACUCCUCUGCUUUCCGUGCUAUUUUUCUAUUUUAUUCCCUUUUACGCGUGAAACGCAUUGCCUGUUCGGCGUGGAAACUGACGCGCAGUUAGAGAAACUGUUUCCCUGCGCGGAGCGGAGCGGAGCAGGAGUCAGAACGGAGUCCCGAGAAGAUUCAGCUGUUUGUGAUACUGUGGAAUUGUAGGUUUCACUCCUAACUUUUCGAACAUUUUUUUUUGUCUCCGCGCUUUUUAAGAAAACAUUGAAGUCAAGUCGAACAAAUUAUACCUAAAGAACUUUACUUCAUUCCAAAGACGUUGGAAUUAGAGGUUGUGUGGGAAUAACUGGAACUUUCCACACACACAUUUAAUCUUUUAACGCGUCUUUACACCAGAAACGGACUCUGGAAGUUGGACUGAUAUUGGUUUAACAAAAGUUAUUGUUUUUUUUUUAAAAUUCAAAAUAAAACACCACCACGUAAAAAUAAAAUGCCGCAGGUGGAAAUGGGCAUCUUCCUCCUCUUCAUUCUCAUCAGUGGCAUCUGUGUCCACGGCCAAGACCCAGCGUCUAAGGUGGUGUCCGACCGCUACGCCGUCUACUGGAACCGGACUAACCCCAAGUUUUACCGAAGUGAUUACCACAUUGACGUCUGCAUCAACGACUACCUCGACGUCUACUGUCCUCAUUACAGUGCGCCGGUGGCCGAUGACCGCGCCGAGCGCUACGUCCUCUACAUGGUGAACUAUGAUGGAUACAGCUCCUGUGACCACACGUCUAAAGGCUUCAAGCGCUGGGAGUGUAACCGGCCUGUCUCACCUAACGGACCCCUGAAGUUCUCUGAGAAGUUCCAGCUCUUCACUCCAUUCUCCUUGGGCUUUGAGUUUCGCCCUGGCAGAGAGUACUACUAUAUCUCCUCCAUCACUGAUAACAAGGGAAGGAGGAGCUGUCUCCGACUCAAAGUCUUCGUCAGACCACAAAACAAUUGUGUGAAAAGCCCUGGGAGUGAACAGGAAGGUGUGGACUUUGAAGACAACAGUCAGAACUCUCUAGAACCCAGAGAUGGAAUCAGUCACGAAUCACCAGAACCUGCUCGGAGGGAUGUGAACUCAGCUGGACAGCACCAGGUGUCCCUGCUUCUUCUUAGCUCCGCCCUCAUGCUCCUGGCAUCCAUCUUCUCCUUAUAGCAUCCCGAGUUUUAGGAAGCUCUUCCCAGUUCUGGGUGUGAACUGACCUGACUGGACUCUAGGCCGUCCAACCCUUCAACCCUCCCCCCUCCCCGUAGGAGCACUUUUCAAAAAAAUAAAAAAAUAAAUAAAAAAAAAAACUACAGGGAUGUCUCUGUAGAAGGACUUCGACGCUGAAGCCUAUUGAUUUCCUGACUUGGAACUAUUGUGAUUUUGUGACUUUUCUGUGGGCAACAACAGUCAUGGCCACACUGCUGUUCACCGGUACACUGAUGGCACACAAAGGUUUUGUGUUUAGCAAAAAGCACACAGACACACUUUUUAAACACACACACACACACACAUACACAUACCUUAGACACCAAAUUGAACGCAAUCACUCUUUUGAAAGAAGAAGAAGAAAAAGCACAACAGCGUCCCCUGGAGUUCACACACAAGUUUUGAUGGUUUGUUUCUCUUUGGCUAUUAAUUGUCAUGUUUUUGAAGAUUUCUUGUGACAUCCCCGAAAGAUUUUACUUGAUUAAAUCUCACACUGGGGUGGAGAAGGUUCCGAAAAAAGAUUUGCUUGUCACGUCUCGGAAAAAUGAAUGAAGGAAGACUUGACCUUCCUCUCAGGUUCUAAAAGACUGUGUUGGACCCUGGUUGAAAAUAGUGAAAAAAGAAAGAAGAAUGAAAAUGUAAAGAAGCACUCAACCUUACGUCUUUGUUUAGGAAUGAAUUCAUGGUGGAUUAACCAAUGCAUUGUUUUCCUGUCUGGUUGUUUGUUUUUUAAAUCUCAUUGUUCAGUUGUAGCAGCCAACACGGGCGUACAGUGACAUAUUUGGACAGUGUAGUACAUAGUGUAGAAGUCAUUUUGAUUAUUUUGCCAGGCAAAAUGUAUUUUCCUAUUUAUUGUAAAGUCCUUGUGUUUUCUUUUCUGGAUCAAUUCUGUAAGUAUCGUAGAAAGGCAAUAAAAAAAUAAAUAAAUCACACUCCUAGGGAUGUAAUGGUAUUUUCAACUUUGUGGUAGCAAAACAAAAAAAAAAAAAACUGUUUAGACACCUGUGUCAAACAAAGACUGUACCAGACGUUUUAUUUGAAAUGCCAACAUGGAAACGUGCGAAGUUGCCUGUUGUUGCAGAUGUUGGUGAAGUACCACAGCUGACUAAUAGAAAUUAAAUCAAAACCUAUUGACCUAUAUGACAUCAGACCAGAGAGUCAAUAACUUGGUUAAGAGUUGUUUAGCGGGCCAGCUAACAGCACAACAUUUUGCUGCUUUCAUGUGACGUGUUCGCUAAAGUACUAAAGCAAAGAGGCAUUAACUUGAAAAACCCACUUUGCAGCCCCUUCGA